UUGGCUCCAACUGACCCCGUGACCCUGUGUUAGGCUAUAGCUGGUUGGAAAAUGACUGGCUGACUAAAAGAAAUGAUGUUGCACUUUCUUACUUGGAAAACCAGUUACCUUCCAGAAAAGACCCCUCCUACAGAUAUUCUGUUAAUUAAAAAAUUGGUGUCCAAUAACCCUACUUAAUAGUGAUUAUAAAAUGACUGCCUUUGCCUUCUCUUAAAUUAUCAAUGCAUUUCUAGACACCAACAGAAUAUGGCUUUAUGAAAUGUCUCCACAUCGUCAGGGGUCACUGUGCUGGGAUGUAGACUUGACCCCCUAGUAGCUCAUAAGUGAGUUGGACCAGCAGCAAGUGAGGAUAAAAAUGAACGAUUGGUCCCCAAUAGCAACCGUGUAUGAUCCCCUCAAAGCAGGCAGCAUCGAUGGCACCGACCUGGAGCCUCAUGACCGGGCCGUGUGGAGGGCCAUGGUGGCCAGAUAUGUCCCUAACAAAGGAGUCAUUGGAGAUGCUCACCUUACGCUGUUUGUGGCUCGGAUAAGUCACCACACGACUGAGGAGAAGCUUAGAGACGUUUUCUCCAAAUAUGGGUCAAUCAAGAGGUUGCGGCUCAUUCGGGAUUUGGUCACAGGGUCUUCGAAAGGCUACGCCUUCAUCGAGUAUAAUGAGGAGCGCUCCCUUUUAAGAGCUCACAGGGAUGCCAACAAACUGGUCGUUGAUCAGCACGAGCUGUUUGUUGACUUUGAGCUGGAGAGGACGUUAAAAGGAUGGAUUCCUCGGCGUCUUGGCGGCGGGUUAGGAGGAAAGAAGGAAUCCGGCCAGCUCAGAUUUGGUGGACGGGAUCGGCCCUUCCGGAAGCCUAUCAGUGUGCCUGUGGUUACACACGAUUACCAGUACAAAGAUGGGCAGCCAUCCCAGGACAGAUCACGAGAUCGAUGGAGAGAGCGAGGCAACAGAUGGAGAGAAAGAUCUCCAGAGCGAGAACGGGAAAGAGGGAGAGAACCAAGUCACCGAGACUGGGGAAAAGAAAGGAGUUACCGGCACAGAGACCGAAGCAGGGAACGAGACAGUAAAAGGAGUUGGAAUGAUAGUAGACACAGGGACAGGGACCGUUACAAGGACAGAUACUGAGCAUGGCCUGGGACACAGGUUUUCUACUAAGGAUAUUUGGUCAAGCAGCCGCUUGAUCGUGGACAAUCAAAAAAACUGCUCGGUUUUAACAAGUGCAGGAUACAUAGAUGAAUGUCAACAACGUACCGCAGUUCAGAACUGCACAUAAUUUUGUGUUUGGCAGUCAAAAAAAGUGCCAGGUGGCAACAGGGUGAUGCUAGCAGCAGUUGGGGCAAAUCAUUUCAAGACACUGAGCUGUCUGUUGCUUCGGACACUUGGACUGUGGGGCAUAUUGUUUGUAGUUUACCUCAUUACUAUGACCUGCUUGUGCACAUAAAAGUUUGCUUUUACUGAAAAAAAUAAAAACUGUUGUGACAA
Molecule: messenger RNA, 1477 nt
Organism: Polypterus senegalus (gray bichir)
Lineage: Eukaryota; Metazoa; Chordata; Cladistia; Polypteriformes; Polypteridae
Gene: snrnp35
Product: small nuclear ribonucleoprotein 35 (U11/U12)
Exons: 2
Coding region: 356-1120 (254 amino acids)
Biological process (GO): mRNA splicing, via spliceosome
Cellular component (GO): U12-type spliceosomal complex; precatalytic spliceosome
Molecular function (GO): snRNA binding; mRNA binding
Source: RefSeq, a predicted model, not a curated record